Molecule: messenger RNA, 1527 nt
Organism: Lepisosteus oculatus (spotted gar)
Lineage: Eukaryota; Metazoa; Chordata; Actinopteri; Semionotiformes; Lepisosteidae
Product: lysosomal-associated transmembrane protein 5
Cellular component (GO): lysosomal membrane
Source: RefSeq, a predicted model, not a curated record
AUUUGUUUCUUCACUUUCCUUCUCUAGACAAACACCAAAGAAGUCGCAUCAUUUUGAGAAGCCAAAAUGAUGUCCAAACCAAAUUCUGUUGAUCUGGCCUUUGCCUAUCGGGGAUUUUGCUGUGAUAUCCGAACUGCAACCUUUAGCAUCGGUGUAUAUUACCUGGUGACGAGUCUGCUGGUAUGCAUCGACAUGAUCCUGGGCCUGGUUAAAGGGAAAGACAUGUGCGGCUUCAUUCACACCCAGCAGUAUACCAAUGGAGAACGCAUCUUUGAUACGACCACCAACUUCUUCCUAAUUGCGGUGAUGAUCAUCUCAAGCGUUUAUGUGCUCUUUGGAGUUCGAAAAUAUCGUCCACGCCUGCUCCUUCCCUUCAUCAUACUGCUGGUCCUGGACAUCAGUCUGUGUGUGAUGUCAUUGUUCAGCGGUCCUUGGGGACUCCCAGGGACCCUCACCUACGAGGAGGCACUCAUGAUGUGGGACUCUGUUGGUGUGAAACAUGAGCUGUCCAACAAGGAAAUUGCACGCCUGACGUUGAUCUUCGGUAUCACCUUUGUCAUGUAUCUCCUUAUCAAGGUGUACAUGGUGAAUUGCGUGAUCAAGUGCUAUAGUUUCAUCAAGGCGCACAACACCCGUGCCAAGGACACUCAGACAACUGAUGAGAAGAGCGCUGUGGUUGUGCUGCCUUCUUAUGACGAGGCCCUAAAGCUCCCCUUCAAGGAACUGCCUCCUACUUACCAGGAGCCAAGUGGCCCUCAGGAGUAAUAGAAGCUUAAUGGGGAUGCCAUGCUACCAUUCCUUGUUGCUUGCAAGUCUCUACACUAUAAUCAACCCUGCUCAGCCUGAGAAUUCCAGCACAGCUCCAUGCGGCUGUCUGAGGUGACUCGUUAGCUAAGGAUACAAGUCUGGAUGCUAGAUUUGCCAUGCAAUCAUAUUAUACACAUGAAUGGCAUCACUGAGUAACUUGAUCUGCUCUGUCUGAUUUUUUUUUUGUCUUUCUCAUAAUGUUCUGAGCCUCUGUAGAAAUGAUGCAGGGAGGUUGUGAAGAGUGAUGUAGCUGUAAAAUGUUUUAAAUUAGUAUUCCUGCUGACAGUGAGCCGCUGUUCUGAGAAAUUCUUUAUGAAACAAAAGUAAAAUUGCAACCUUUCCAAUUAAUUUUGUUUUAGCAUCUGGCAGGAUUUUAAUUUCCUAACCCUAAUCUUACAUUUCAUUUUUUGUGGGAUUCUAAUGAUAGACAGUCUUCAUGCUUUUAGUUUGUUAAUUAAGAUAAUAUUAAUAAGAUAAUGAAAUUAAGAUAAUAUUUGUUCUUUGUCAACAAAGCUGUACUGAAGUCGGUAUAAGGCCACACAGUUUUAUAACAAAUGAUAGCCUCCUCAAGUCAUUUUAAAAACAUCUCAUAAUAGAUCAUUUUUAUCAGAAAUAUUUUUAACUUUUUGUAUCAAUUGUAAAUGCUUAGAAAAUAUUGCUAGGUGAUCAGCGUGCUACUGUUUCUGUUUUUGAAUAAUAAAGAUGGUUAAAACACCUCUA